CCGCAGCCGCGCUGGGCUCCAGAGGCGGGGACAACAGCGACCACUCCAGUUCCCCCACGGGCCGCCGCUGUAGUGACGUCAGACUGGCGCACGGACCUUCCCUGCGGCAGGGGUCCUGCGGUAGACCUUCCUUUUUCCGCGGCGGAAGCUGCCGGCGUCGGUGCUUAACGGUGCGCGGCCUUCCGCAGCCAGGGUUCCGACCUGCGAGCUCCCGGCAGCCGCGCGCCAUCUUCACCGAGCGCCAUGGUUUCGGCCGGCGGGCCGGAAGCGGCUGGACGCUGCGCUCUGUUCAGCCUCCUUUUGCUUCUGUUGAUCGCGGGCUCUGCCCGGGGCUGGAACGACCCUGACAGAGUAUUGUUGCGGGAUAUAAAAGCUCUUACCCUCCACUAUGACCGCUAUACUACUUCCCGUAGGUUGGAUCCGAUCCCACAGUUGAAAUGUGUUGGAGGCACAGCUGGAUGUGAUUCUUAUACCCCCAAAGUCAUACAGUGUCAGAACAAAGGCUGGGAUGGUUAUGAUGUACAGUGGGAAUGUAAGACCGAUUUAGAUAUCGCGUACAAAUUUGGAAAAACUAUGGUGAGCUGUGAAGGCUAUGAAUCCUCUGAAGACCAGUAUGUACUGAGAGGUUCCUGUGGCUUGGAGUAUCACUUAGAUUACACGGAACUUGGCCUGAAGAAAUCGAGAGAGUCUGGAAAAAACCAUGGCUUUAACUCUUUCUCUGAUUAUUAUAAUAAGUUGUACUCCCGAGAAUCUUGUAGCAUCAGUGGAGUGCUUACCAUCGUGGUGCUACUUGCUAUUGCCUUUGGAGUUUAUAAAUUCUUCCUUAGUAAUGGUCAUGAUUCUCCUCCACCAUAUUCUGAGUAUCCUCCAUAUUCCCAUCGUUAUCAGAGAUUCACCAAUUCUGAAGGACCCUCUCCUGCAGGCUUUAAGUCUGAGUUCACAGGACCGCAUGGUGCAACUUCUGGUUUUGGCAGUGCUUUCACUGGACAACAAGGACAUGAAAAUUCAGGACCAGGGUUCUGGACUGGCUUGGGAACUGGAGGAAUAUUAGGAUAUUUGUUUGGCAGCAAUAGAGCAGCAACACCCUUUUCUGACUCGUGGUACUACCCAUCCUCAUACUCCAGCUCGUGGAAUAGGCGUGCUUAUUCACCACUUCGUGGAGACCCAGGAAGCUAUUCAGCGUGUUCAAGCUCAGAGCCAAAAACCAGAACAGCGUCAGGAUAUGGUGGUACCAGAAGACGAUAAGAAAGUAAAAAGUUGGGAUCAAACACUGGAUGCAAAACUUCUGAUUUUUCAUCACUUUCUCUUAUAAAACGUGCCCCUUGCUAACAGCUGAGGAAAGGGAAUAUGCAAAAGUUCUGUGGUGUUUUGUCCUGUAUAGCUUUUUGUGUUCUGUUAUUUGAGGCUAGGGGUUGACAUGACAAAAUGCUUAUCUAGAGAAUCAUGUUUGUGUAACAUGCAGAUGUAUAUUAUAGUUUUUGAAAGUGAUGACUACUGUAGAAUGCUGAGAAUGUAUUGUGUGAUUUCUGACACCUGUGAUGCCAUAAGAAGCAUUAAGAAUGAAGGCUUUAUACCAAUAGACACUGAGUACAGAAAUUUUCAGUCUUAGGUGGUUUUAGUUGUUGAUUCAUUACAUCAUAGAAGCGAUAAUAAUCUAUUUGGUAUGUGUUAUUGGGUGUUUGCUGUUCUUCAAACAUUUAAACCAAACUUUGGACUACUAAUUAUACUUCCUUGUGUGUUUUGAUCAUUUCUGAGCUCAGGAGCUUUGAACCUGUCAGUGGUGUGUGGGGUUCUGGUAAGUGAGAACUACCUUUUUAGGAAAAGGUAGAAAAUAAGUAUCUAGAAGGUUAUUGUGAAUGGCAGUGUGCUGACAAAAAUGCUUGAAGCCUCCGUAUUCAUUUUUUUAAGAAGUAAAGUUCAAGUGCUUCAGCAAAGGUUUUCUAAUAACAGAAGCAUGUAGUUCUCUGUGGAAUCUCAGAUGUUGUAGCAGUCUGUGUCAGUCUUACAUUAAAAUGACAGAAAAAAUAAAAACAAACAAAGGGUUUUAUUCUUUCUUUCUACCAGCCUUGACACAAAUUGGUGUUACAUUUUUACCUUUUUUUUUUCCAAAGGAAAGGGGGUUCAUGCAGAAGUUCUCUCUCCCUAAACAGUAAUUUCCUGUGGUAGUCUUGCCUUAGCUCCUGGUCACACAAAAAACCUAAAUCCAGGAAUUCCCAGUUAUACUCAUUAAACUUCAUUAUUCUGCUAGGAAAGACAAGAACAGAUUUGUGUUGUUAUUAUCACUACAUAUACUACUAAUUCUUUUUAUUUAUUUAUUUAUUUUCUUUUACUGAAGUAUAGUUGCUGUAAAAUAUAUGUUACAGAUGUACAAUAUAGUGAUUCACAAUUUUUUUUUUUUUUUUUUUUUUUUGUGGUGCGCGGGCCUCUCACUGUUGUGGCCUCUCCCAUCGCAGAGCACAGGCUCCGGACGCACAGGCUCAGCGGCCAUGGCUCACGGGCCCAGCCACUCCACGGCAUGUGGGAUCUUCCCGGACCGGGGCACGAACCUGCAUCCCCUGCAUCGGCAGGCGGACUCUCAACCACUGUGCCACCAGGGAAGCCCAAUGAUUCACAAUUUUUAUAUGUUUUAGUCCACUUAUAGGUAUUAUAAAAUAUUGGUUUUA
Lagenorhynchus albirostris (white-beaked dolphin) is the source of this 2663-nucleotide messenger RNA. RefSeq names its product store-operated calcium entry associated regulatory factor (gene SARAF). The transcript is spliced from 6 exons. NCBI's taxonomy places the organism in Eukaryota, Metazoa, Chordata, Mammalia, Artiodactyla, Delphinidae. The record is from RefSeq and is a predicted model, not a curated record. Gene Ontology annotation, biological process: regulation of store-operated calcium entry. Bases 244 to 1245 code for a protein of 333 amino acids. Gene Ontology annotation, cellular component: endoplasmic reticulum membrane.